AUGGCAUUCUAUGAAUUGAAUGUAUUCGUGCUGAUCGUGGUCAAUGUCGUCCUCUUCCUUCGCCAGCAUGAGAGGAGCAAGCCCCAGGCUCCGAAACCAUCCAUCGAUGAAGAGAUCUCGAAGGUUCUGAACAUGGAGGACUCCGAGACCGAACCGCAGCUGCCGUCAGGUGCAGCGAAGAUCUUCGUGAAACAAUACUUGAUCGGUCACCUGCUUGCGUUCGCUGGCGACUGGCUACAGGGGCCUCAUCUGUAUGCAGUCUACAAAUACGACAAGCGGCUUCCAGAGACGAGAGUUGCAUUGCUGUAUGCCACAGGGUUCAUAGCCGCUGCUGUGAGCGCCACUGCCGCUGGUCAACUCGCAGACAGAUUCGGCCGGAGAAGAGCAUGUCUGGUGUACUGUGCAGCAUACUCGGCGUGCUGCUUGUCGCUAUUAUCAGACAACAUCUAUAUCCUCUUGGCUGGCAAAUGGUGUGGAGGCGUCAGCACCACGCUGUUAUACAGCGUGUUCGAUGUCUGGAUGAUCACAGAAUACAACAAGCGAGGCUUGCAGAGCAGCGGCGUCUCACUAGGCACGGUGUACGGAUGGCUGACAUCAUUGAACUCAGUCGUAGCAAUAACGACUGGUGUCGUUGGUGAAAUGCUGGUGGGGUGGACCGGCGCCAAAGUCUCUCCUUUCAUGCUGGCCACGGUCGUUUUCAUGUUGGCGGCGAUAUGGAUUUCUUCAACAUGGCCGGAGAAUUUCGGCAGUGGAGCGUCCGAUGGACAAGAUGACAGCUUUUUGACAGUCACUGUGAUUGCAGCCCGGAAAAUGUGGACAGAUGAACGGGUAUUCGCCCUUGUUACCGCAUCGUCAAUUUUCGAGUCGAUGAUGUAUCUCUUCGUCUUCUUCUGGUCAGCAGCGAUAGUUAGUGCCCGCCAAAGUGCUGGCGUCAAAGAUGCACCUCCUUUCGGUCUAAUAUUCGCUAGCUUCAUGUGCGCUAUGAUGGCCGGCUCGAUGAUUUUCAACAGCAGCACUUCCCGUGGCGUUGCGGACACUUCCAGCCUGCUCGAGGUUACCCUUGCCAUUGCCAGCACAGCCUUGCUGUCGGCGAUUAUUCUUACGGGCCACGAGUAUCUGGUGUUUUGGAUGUUCUGUCUUGUCGAGGUGUGUGUGGGCAUGUACUACCCAAGCAUGAACUUUUUAAAGAGCAACAUCAUCGAAGAUGCGUCGCGAGCCAAGAUAUACAACUUCAUGAGGAUCCCGCUGAGCGUCUUCGUCAUCACGGCUCAUUCAUUCGCAGAAGAAGGCGAUCACCAUCGGAACAACGUAUUCCUUAUAUUCGGCGGAGCAUUGCUGGCAGCUCUUUUCGUCGCGCAGCGAUUCCUGGCGCAGGAGAGGCGUUCUGCGACUUCGUGA
This is a messenger RNA of Cyphellophora attinorum, 1398 nucleotides long. RefSeq names its product Molybdate-anion transporter. Gene Ontology annotation, biological process: molybdate ion transport. Bases 1 to 1398 code for a protein of 465 amino acids. The transcript has 5 exons. Gene Ontology annotation, molecular function: molybdate ion transmembrane transporter activity. Gene Ontology annotation, cellular component: membrane. The record is from RefSeq and is a predicted model, not a curated record. Lineage: Eukaryota; Fungi; Ascomycota; Eurotiomycetes; Chaetothyriales; Cyphellophoraceae.